This is a messenger RNA of Punctularia strigosozonata HHB-11173 SS5, 1021 nucleotides long. RefSeq lists its product as uncharacterized. The record is from RefSeq and is a predicted model, not a curated record. NCBI's taxonomy places the organism in Eukaryota, Fungi, Basidiomycota, Agaricomycetes, Corticiales, Punctulariaceae. Bases 36 to 761 code for a protein of 241 amino acids. The transcript has 5 exons.
CGCUUCAGUUCACAAGAUAUACUCAUGUCGGUUUGAUGUUCACCCCCUCGCUCCUCCGAUCUCCUGCUCGAACAUCAGACGCACUGCUUACGAUGGUCUACAACGAGGCUGCAAUGGACUCCCAGGUGACGCUGGGUGUCUUCGGCACAUCCGCCAUCACCCUCGUCGACCCGCCGGCGCAGGGCGACGUCGUGCUCAUCUUCGCGCCGGACAACAUGCGCAACUCGGGGGUGCACCGCGUCGGGUCCCCGAACGAGCGCUUGUACACCGUGCAGUCGAAUCAAGACCUGACAGUGACCGAGCUGCGGGAUGCGCACGGGCUCGUCGCGAAGAUCGAGUAUCGGACGAUGCUGCCUGAUCAAGUGUCGUUGCGAAGUCGCGGGUUUAAGCCCAUACGGAUGAGCAGCUGGUUGAAAGAAGUCGGCUCGAAGUCGUACGUCGUGUUCGAGGCGAAGGGGGCGAAGUAUCUCUGGAAGACGAGUCGCACGGGGCAGGUUAAUUGCUACGGCGAGACGCCCGGAAGUUUGCAACCGAUUGCGUGGUACGACUCGACGCGGUCAGGGCCACGCCAGCGCGCUCUCCAACCGACCGAAGCAGAAGCAGGCUGCGGCCACCUCCAUCUGACGAACGCUGCUUCCCAUGUCCAGGACGAUCUGGUUGCUUCGCUGCUGGUGGUGCAAAUGCGGGCGUGGCUGAAGCAGGACCGAUGGGCCAAAGUCGGGACGGGAUACGGAUAUAGCACGAGCAUAUUCAUGGCUUGACGGUCGAUUUCGACCGUAAUACUCGUCCAGGGUCCUUCCUUCGAUCUUCAUUGAAGCUCCACUCCAAACGAUUGCGAUGUUUCGCGGUAACAUCACUACUACCCACGCAAGUUAUAAACGUUACAGCCGGCGAUUUUGCUACGAAGCUUAAUCCGGCGUCGCUGCGUAGACGUUGCGUCACUUGACCCUCUCACAUGGGAGUUUAGAAGUAGGAAGACGACCCGCUGCAAUAUAAAAGGGCGGCUGAAACGCCCGGUUCC